UACUUACUGUUUUCCUUACAUCGAUGUGCCUCUGAAGAAUUGUAUAGCUUAAUUUUUGUUUCAAUUAAAAAAUAUAUUGUUUCGAGUGCUUUGUUCGAAACGCAAAUUCAAAUCUUAUUAAGGAAAUCCAAAAAGAGUGUAUUGUCAAAACGUAUUAUUACAAUUUUGUCUUAUCCAUUACAUUUUGGCCCUGCGAGUUUGUUUCGUUAAGGCAUUUUUUACACCGUCUAUUUUGAAAUAAUUUCGAAGUUCAUUAAAAAAAAAAGUCAAGCUGCAACAUUUACUGAAAAAAGCAAUGAAGCCAACAGGUGAUGUUUUGGCUGCAUUAAGAUGUCUUAUGCGAAACUUACCGAAUUCACUUGGACAAAUAAAUGCUUAUAUUAUCCCUUCGGAUGACUCUCACCAAAGUGAAUAUCUUGCAAAACGUGAUGAACGCCGAGCCUUCAUAUCUGGAUUCGAUGGAAGUGCAGGAACAGCUGUUGUAACAGAAAAGGAAGCUCUUCUGUGGACUGAUGGUCGUUACUACCAACAGGCAAGUAAACAACUUGAUAAGAAUUGGACCCUUAUGAAAGAUGGACAACCGGGUACUCUGGGCAUUGAUGCAUGGCUGGCUAAAGUACUUCAGCCUGGUUCUAAAGUAGGAGUCGAUGCAAACCUCAUUUCCACACGAGCUUGGAAUCCUCUUCAUUGUACUCUGAAAUCUUCCGGUUGCGAGCUUCUGCCAAUUGUUCCCAAUUUGAUAGAUUUGGUAUGGAAAGAUCAACCAGCUGCUCCUGAAAACUCGAUAAUUCCACUUGGAACAGAAUUCACCGGAUCGCCGAUAGUCAAGAAACUGGAAUUGAUAAGAGGAAAAAUGGAAGAAAAGCGUGCAUCUAUACUUGUUGUCAGUGCAUUGGACGAAAUUGCUUGGUUCCUCAAUCUACGAGGUUCUGAUAUAGACUACAACCCAGUGUUUUUCUCAUAUUUGAUUAUAACUACUGAUGAUCUAUAUUUCUUCAUCGAUGAGAAAAAGCUAUGUCCAUUGAUUGAUAAUCAUUUCAAAUCAAAUCAAGUUCAACCUAAAAUUUAUCCUUAUAAUGAAAUUCAUAAUAACCUCAAAUCGUUAGCUGAAUCAGCGGUUGAUCGUGUAUGGAUAAGUUUAGGGUCUAGCUAUGCCUUGACUGCUCUUAUUCCGGAAGGCAAACGAUUACACGAAAUUACGCCAAUAAGCUUAAUGAAAGCUGUCAAAAAUGAGGUGGAGUCAAAUGGCAUGAAACAAUGCCAUAUUCGAGAUGGUUUAGCCUUAUGUCAAUACUUUGCUUGGUUAGAGAAAUGUAUCAAAGAAGGCCAACCAAUCAAUGAGAUAACUGGAGCGGAUCAUUUAGAAAAACUUAGAAGUCAACAGGAUAAAUAUAUGGGACUUAGUUUUACUACCAUUAGCGCAUCAGGACCAAACGGAUCAGUUAUUCAUUAUCACCCUCUGCCAGAAACAAAUCGCUCUAUCAACGAUAAAGAACUUUAUUUGUGUGACUCGGGUGCCCAAUAUUUAGAUGGGACAACCGAUGUUACAAGAACAUUACAUUUCGGAACACCUAGUAAGGAGGAAAUAUUCGCAUUUACGCACGUAUUGAAAGGUCAGAUUGCCUUAGGAACUGCAAUCUUUCCACGAAAAGUCAAGGGUCAAUUCUUGGACACCAUAGCUCGAAAAGCUUUAUGGGAUGCUGGCUUAGACUACGGGCAUGGAACAGGACAUGGUAUUGGCCACUUUUUGAAUGUGCAUGAAGGUCCGAUGGGGAUCGGUAUUCGAUUGAUGCCAGAUGAUCCAGGUCUGGAGGAAAACAUGUUUUUGUCUAAUGAACCGGGUUAUUAUAAAGACGGAGAGUUCGGUAUACGCAUUGAAGAUAUUGUUAAAGUAACUGCAACAAAUAUUGGCGAUAACUUUGGUGGACGUGGAGCUCUAACUUUUGAAACCAUAACAAUGUGCCCAAUUCAAACAAAACUGAUUGACGUUGAUCAAUUGACUGAGAGAGAACGUUAUCAUUUGAACAGUUAUCAUAAAAUGGUUUCGGAAACUCUAUCCCCUUUGCUAGAAGCAAUUGGUGAUCAUACGACAUUGAAAUGGUUGGAACAAGAAACUAAAGCUAUUUAAAAGACCUUAUUUUUGUUUGAUUGUCAACAUAUUCACAGAUUAUAGUAUUUUUUAACAAUAGAAUCAUUGUUGGAAUGCUUUCUUAUGAGUUCAAUGGAAGAUUAUAUAUUUUGCUAAUUAUUA
Uranotaenia lowii is the source of this 2251-nucleotide messenger RNA. Its product is annotated as xaa-Pro aminopeptidase ApepP-like. Lineage: Eukaryota; Metazoa; Arthropoda; Insecta; Diptera; Culicidae. The transcript has 5 exons. The coding region runs from base 296 to 2128 and encodes 610 amino acids. Gene Ontology annotation, molecular function: metalloaminopeptidase activity. The record is from RefSeq and is a predicted model, not a curated record.